Molecule: messenger RNA, 1445 nt
Organism: Indicator indicator
Lineage: Eukaryota; Metazoa; Chordata; Aves; Piciformes; Indicatoridae
Gene: ORC4
Product: origin recognition complex subunit 4
Exons: 13
Coding region: 1-1323 (440 amino acids)
Biological process (GO): DNA replication; DNA replication initiation
Cellular component (GO): nuclear origin of replication recognition complex; nucleus
Molecular function (GO): ATP hydrolysis activity; DNA replication origin binding
Source: RefSeq, a predicted model, not a curated record
AUGAAAACUGCAAUGAGUAAACGCAAGGCAAAGGAGAUCAGUGGAGCCAGUGCAGAAUGCAUUUCACAGGUGCAAAAAAUCUUACGUGAGAGAUUCUAUUGUCAUUAUGCUACUGGAAAACUCUUUGGGAUUGAGCAUCAGUACAGAAACCUGCUGGAACUGCUGAAACGAACUACAAUUCAUGGAGAAAGUAAUUCUGUCCUCAUUAUUGGACCCCGAGGAUCAGGAAAGACUGCGUUAUUAAAUCAUGCCUUGAAAGACCUCAAGGAAAUGAAACAAGUUCAAGAGAACCUGUUGGAAGUUCAUCUGAAUGGGCUUCUGCAGACUAAUGAUAAAGUCGCCCUGAAGGAGAUCACCAGACAGCUGCAGCUGGAAAAUGUGGUGGGGGAUAAAGUUUUUGGCAGUUUUGCUGAAAAUCUUGCAUUCCUCCUUGAAGCUUUAAGGAAAGGAGAUCGAGCCAGCAGUUGUCCAGUCCUGUUUGUACUGGAUGAGUUUGAUCUGUUUGUCCAUCACAAGAACCAGACACUGCUCUACAACCUCUUUGAUGUGUCCCAGUCAGCACAGACUCCAGUCACAGUGGUUGGACUCACCUGUAGGCAGGAUAUCCUGGAGCUGUUGGAGAAGAGAGUAAAAUCAAGGUUCUCCCACAGACAGAUCUAUUUGCUGAAUUCCUUUGACUUCAAACAAUACCUUAAGAUAUUCAAGGAGCAGCUUUCUCUUCCUGCUAAAUUUCCUGAUGACUCUUUUGCACAAAAAUGGAAUAGCAACAUUCAGUGUCUGACAGAGGAUAAAGUUGUGCAGGAAGUGCUGCAGAACCUCUUUCACCACAGUAAAGACCUGCGCUCGCUCCACUUGCUGUUGAUGCUGGCUGUGUGCAAGGUUGCUGUGCACCACCCACUUGUCACUGCAGCAGACCUCCAGGAGGCAAGCAAGCACUGCAGAGCCGACUCGAGAGCAAACAUUGUGCAUGGUUUGUCUGUCCUGGAAAUCUGCCUAAUAAUAGCCAUGAAGCACCUGAAUGAUGUUUAUGAAGGAGAACCAUUUAAUUUCCAGAUGGUUUACAAUGAAUUCCAGAAGUUUGUACAGAGGAAGGCACAUUGCAUGAACAACUUUGAGAAGCCAGUUGUCAUGAAGGCCUUUGAGCACCUGCUGCAGCUGGAGCUGGUCAAGCCCAUAGAGAGGCCGACUGUGCGUGCUCAGAAGGAGUACGUGCUGAUGAGGCUGCUCCUGGACAACAACCAGAUCAUGGAUGCUCUGCAGCUCUAUCCCAACUGCCCCACCGACGUCAGGCAGUGGGCAGCCUCUUCCCUCAGCUGGCUCUGAGCCCUCUGCAGCUGGCAGUGUCACCUCUGACAGCACUCUGCUGGGGUCAUGGCCAGCUCCAGCAGCUGGGUGUUUGCCCACAGCUCCAGGUAAAUACAUGUUGGGCAGAAGCUAGCUGUGCU